Molecule: messenger RNA, 4563 nt
Organism: Tachysurus fulvidraco (yellow catfish)
Lineage: Eukaryota; Metazoa; Chordata; Actinopteri; Siluriformes; Bagridae
Gene: rundc1
Product: RUN domain containing 1
Exons: 6
Coding region: 229-1929 (566 amino acids)
Source: RefSeq, a predicted model, not a curated record
UCACGUUGAUGCGCACGGAUGGAUGUGAGAUCUUCGUUUUCUCGGUGACAACGUCUCACGUCACAGCUGAUCUGAUCUGACAAGAUGGCGACCGAUAUUGCCGAAUAUGUAGGAAAGAAAACAUUAGGUCGGAUCGUAUAAGUGCUAAAAGGUAGAAAAGGACGUUUAGUCAGUGAGGGCGGUUUAUAAAGAAAUAAAUAAAUAAACAAACAAACAAAUAAAUAAAUAAUGUGGACGGAAGAGGCGUCGGACAGCGAGGUUGCUGUGACCGGUGAGCGCUGGGCUCCGGUGGGCGCCGUCACUGAUCCCGAGGAGGAACCCGAAGGUCACGGAGCUCCGUGCGGAAACGCGGCCGCUCGCCUGCGGCGUCUGGAGGAAGAGCACCAACAGCUGCACUCGUCCCUGCUGGCGCUCACGUCGCACUUCGCCCAGGUGCAGUUCCGCCUCAAGCAGAUCGUCCACAGCCAAAGCGAGGAGCAGGACAAGCAGAAGAUGCUGAAGGAGCUGGAGGACUUCGCCUUCAGAGGAUGUCCUCAUGUCCUGGGCUGCAGAGCACAGCAUCCUCUCGAGAACUCAGAGGGUCUGAGCGAGAGAGAAAAGAGGGAGCGCCUGGAGGCUCAGAGGGAAAAGCAGAAGGAGCUGAUCAUCCAGCUGAAGACGCAGUUGGAUGAUUUGGAGCGUUUCGCCUAUCAGGAGGGCAGCUAUGACUCACUCCCCCAGUCUGUUGUCAUGGAGAGGCAGAAGGUGAUCAUCGACGAGCUGAUUACGAAACUGGACGUGAACCUGAACGAGGACAUCGGGAACCUGACGCCCGAGGAACUGAGACAGCGCGUGGACGUCGCUAUCGCACAGAUCGUCAACCCCGUGCGCGUCAAAGAGCAGCUGCUGGAACAGCUCAAAACCCAGAUCAGAGAUUUGGAGAUGUUUAUUAACUUCAUACAAGAUGAAGUAGGGAACCCGCUCCUGUCAGAUAGAGCCAGCAGCCAGCAGAGCCGAUCCUCCGGACCCACACCUCGAGGACAGGGAGGCACGAAGCAAGUGGACCCUGAACGUGCCGAGCAGCUACGUGCCAGCGGGCUGCGUCUGGUCCAGCGUGCUUUAGCGGUUCUGCAGAUCUUCGCUCUGAGCCAGAUGGGUUGUUCUGCAGGCACCAUGGUGCCAAAGGCGUGGCCUCCAGCUGACGGAGCUCCUGAUUAUGGGCCCCUGUUGAACAAACUCGAGGGAGCCGUAGAGCGGGUACGUCUCCUUGCCUCUCGCCUCCAACCUGCAGGUCAGGAUGAACCCGUGGUGAGCUACACUUCCUCGUCGACACCCCCAUCUGCCCCUUCAGGACCUCGGCAUGAGCUCAUAGUCAUUGUGAGGAAAGAUCUGUCCUUGGCGCUGCGUGACCUUCUCGCUCACGGCCUUUACGCGCCCUCUGAAGGCAUGAGCGUGGUCCUGGCCCCUAUUUCCUGUCUCCUGCCGUUCUCCAGAUCCUCACAGCAGGAUUCCCUGCACCCCUGGGAGCUCUUCGUUAAGUAUUAUCACGCAAAAAACGGUCCUGCUUUCGCCGAAUCGCCCGCUCGCCAGCUGUCGCAGUCCUUCAGCCUGCCUGUAGGAGGAACCUCGGCAGUCGUGACUCCGAAAAACUCGCUCCUGUGGGCCGUGCACAGCGUACUGAGGGAGCACGGGCGCUAUAAACGCAGCGCAGACUCAGAGUUCAAGGCGCUGGUGUGUAUGGCAUUGAAUGAGCAGAGGCUGGUGUCCUGGGUCAAUCUGCUGUGUAAGGCAGGGACUCUGAUCCACGCUCACUACCAGCCCUGGAGCUACAUGGCACAGACCGGCUUCGAAGGGGCGCUAAGGAUUCUAGGGCGACUCAGCCACCUGAAAUUUGACCUGCCCGUCGAUCUGGCCGUACGUCAGCUCAAAAACAUCCAGGACGCGUUCUGAGUCUGUCAACGUCCGCUUAUGUCAUAGAGGAAGAGAACAGAGCUGAGCCCAAAUGUCUGAUCUCAAAACCAAGAUCCUAGAUUUACUUUUAAAGGUGCAGUUUGUUAAGUCUAAAAGGCCUGGAAACAAUCACUUUAUUUUUUAAAGACACCUUUGAAAUGUAACACUCUAGUAAAAAAGCGCAUUUAUCUCACUAAGACUUUUUCCUUAAACGGUGACCCAUUGGUCAUAUUGCAGAUUCGUUGGAGGGGGUUGAGGGGGCGGAGUCUGUUUGGCAUAAAAUCACAAACUGCUCCUUUAAAACUUUUUAUCCAAAUAAGAAAUUAGAAGUAAUUAUCCUGAUAUAACCUCCGAACUGUAAUGAGCUGUGUACAUGUCACAGAGCGGUUUCAGGGUGUGACAGGAGUGCCUUUAAUAUUGUACAUUUACUGUAUACUUCAGUUUGUGUGCAAUAAAGAGCUUAAUUAAUUUAUUAUUUUUUACAUUCCCGAGUCAGAGUCGAGACAUGUACGUAAAGGUUCUGGAAACUUUUCUGGCUGUAGUUUGUGCUGCUGUUGUUUAUUGUGUGGGUAUCGAAUGGCCUGCAUGCUAAUAGGGUCUUACAGGCUGUGGGUUACACAGUAUACAGUAUACAGAUAUUACAUUUUUACAUAAUUCUGGGUUUAUACAAGCAAGUGAUGAGUCGUGUGUGUCACCUGUAGUUUAUCUCUUGUGGGCGUGUACCAACAGAUAGUCCUUCAGAUUGUGGGCGUGUACCAACAGAUAGUCCUUCAGAUUGUGGGUGUGUACCAACAGAUAGUCCUUCAGAUUGUGGGUGUGUACCAACAGAUACUCCUUCAGAUUGUUGGUGUGUACCAACAGAUAGUCCUUCAGAUUGUGGGCGUGUACCAACAGAUAGUCCUUCAGAUUGUGGGCGUGUACCAACAGAUAGUCCUUCAGAUUGUGGGCGUGUACCAACAGAUAGUCCUUCAGAUUGUGGGCGUGUACCAACAGAUAGUCCUUCAGAUUGUGGGCGUGUACCAACAGAUAGUCCUUCAGAUUGUGGGCGUGUACCAACAGAUAGUCCUUCAGAUUGUGGGCGUGUACCAACAGAUAGUCCUUCAGAUUGUGGGUGUGUACCAACAGAUAGUCCUUCAGAUUGUGGGCGUGUACCAACAGAUAGUCCUUCAGAUUGUGGGCGUGUACCGACAGAUACUCCUUCAGAUUGUGGGCGUGUACCGACAGAUACUCCUUCAGAUUGUGGGCGUGUACCGACAGAUACUCCUUCAGAUUGUGGGCGUGUACCAACAGAUAGUCCUUCAGAUUGUGGGCGUGUACCAACAGAUAGUCCUUCAGAUUGUGGGCGUGUACCGACAGAUACUCCUUCAGAUUGUGGGCGUGUACCGACAGAUAGUCCUUCAGAUUGUUGGCAUGUACCGACAGAUACUCCUUCAGAUUGUGGGCGUGUACCAACAGAUAGUCCUUCAGAUUGUGGGCGUGUACCAACAGAUAGUCCUUCAGAUUGUGGGCGUGUACCAACAGAUAGUCCUUCAGAUUGUGGGCGUGUACCAACAGAUAGUCCUUCAGAUUGUGGGCGUGUACCAACAGAUAGUCCUUCAGAUUGUGGGCGUGUACCAACAGAUAGUCCUUCAGAUUGUGGGCGUGUACCAACAGAUAGUCCUUCAGAUUGUGGGCGUGUACUAGAGAUAUGUGUUUAUGAGAGUAGGAAAUAGACAAAAAAAAGAUGCUGGUGUUGAGAGGUCAUGACUAAUACAGGUCACUUCCUGAACUCAAAAGUAUUUAAACAUUCCACUGUAUGGAUUGUAUUUUGCUAGUGACGUGUACACUGUGUUCACGUCGGCACCGAGGUGUUCUUCACUUCGCUGUUGACACUUUUAUCUUUUGUUUAUUGCCAUGAUGUCAUUGGGUACGAUUUGGACAUGCAAAAGAUACAGCUAGUUAGCUAAUGGGGGAUGUAGCUAGUUAGCUAAUGAAGGAUGUAGCUAGUUAGCUAAAGAAGGAUGUAGCUAGUUAGCUAAAGAAGGCUGUAGCUAGUUAGCUAAUGAAGGAUGUAGCUAGUUAGCUAAUGGGGGAUGUAGCUAGUUAGCUAAUGAAGGAUGUAGCUAGUUAGCUAAUGGGGGAUGUAGCUAGUUAGCUUAUGAAGGAUGUAGCUAGUUAGCUAAAGAAGGAUGUAGCUAGUUAGCUAAAGAAGGAUGUAGCUAGUUAGCUAAUGGAGGAUGUAGCUAGUUAGCUAAUGAAGGAUGUAGCUAGUUAGCUAAUGAAGGAUGACGCUAGUUAGCUACACAAAACCACACACUAACAAUGGAUAUUGUUCCUGAAACAAACGAGUUCUUGCUACUGUAUAAAUCGAUAUGACUUCAAACUACAAAAUAAAAGUUUUACGUCACAAAAUCAACCAAAUAAAUAUGAUCUCUUGAAUGUAAAACCCUCUACUGUGCCCUUCUAAAGCUUUUAGUUUUUUUCCCCCCUCAAUCAUGAGAAGAGUUAAAAGUAUAUUUUUAUGAGUCCGUUUGAUAACGAACACCGACGGCGUGAUGUUUGGUGGAACUUUUACCCCUUUCAGAUGAUGUGUUCGUCUCAGAUCUGCACCUUUUGGCUCAUUUUGUUGUUGUUUUUUCCCCUCUAAAUCUUAUA